Ceratosolen solmsi marchali is the source of this 261-nucleotide messenger RNA. Its product is annotated as Dolichyl-phosphate mannosyltransferase subunit 2. The transcript has a single exon. Gene Ontology annotation, biological process: GPI anchor biosynthetic process; dolichol phosphate mannose biosynthetic process. The record is from RefSeq and is a predicted model, not a curated record. Bases 19 to 252 code for a protein of 77 amino acids. Gene Ontology annotation, cellular component: dolichol-phosphate-mannose synthase complex; endoplasmic reticulum membrane. NCBI's taxonomy places the organism in Eukaryota, Metazoa, Arthropoda, Insecta, Hymenoptera, Agaonidae. Gene Ontology annotation, molecular function: enzyme regulator activity.
UUCUGAAAAAGCUAAAUAAUGCUGGAUACGGAUCAAGAGAGAGGGAAAGCACUAUUAAUAACAGCUUCCAUUAUUUUCAUUUACUACACUAUAUGGGUGAUUGGAUUACCUUUUAUAGAUGACAACAGAGUAAAGACUUUAUUUUACCCACAGAAUAUUGCAUUAAUGGUUCCGGCUAUCAGUGGUCUGUGUUUUGUCGGUGGUUUAAUGAUAUUUACUGCCUAUCACUUGCAUCCUUAUUAUGGGAAAUAAAAUUAAGGA